Molecule: messenger RNA, 270 nt
Organism: Lasiodiplodia theobromae
Lineage: Eukaryota; Fungi; Ascomycota; Dothideomycetes; Botryosphaeriales; Botryosphaeriaceae
Product: Acylphosphatase family protein
Exons: 4
Coding region: 1-270 (89 amino acids)
Molecular function (GO): acylphosphatase activity
Source: RefSeq, a predicted model, not a curated record
AUGUCCAAGCGAAUUCAGUACAAGGUCGACGGCCAAGUCCAAGGCGUCUGUUUCAGAGCUUACACCGUCGAAGAAGCCAACAAGAUCGGCGUCACCGGCUUCGUGAAGAAUGCCUCGGACGGAACGGUGACUGGUGAGGCCCAGGGCGACGACAACCAAAUCCAGCAGUUCACCCAGUGGCUCAACAAGGGUCCGUCGGCCGCCAGGGUCACUGGCGUCGAGCAGUCAGAGAUCGACCCCAAGCAGGGCGAGAGCGGUUUCAAGCAGUAA